AGGCGGCUAUAUAAAGGUCGACCCUUCCAGUAGCCACUUCAGUUGUCCUUUGAGCCUGCAAACGCAAUCAUGUUGACCAACAACGAGCUAAUGGAGCAGUUCUACUUCCCCGACGAGUCGCCAGCGGUGCCCGAGUUCCUGGCCAACGAUACCUUCCAGCAGUUGGAGCAGCUCAUGUACCAGCAGGAGUUCAGCAACAGCGAUAGCCAGUCCGAUGGAGCCAACAGUUGCUCCUUGGAGAUGUACUACGAUACCCCGGCUGUCCUGGAACUGGAGCAUAUGUUGAGUGUCCAGGAGCAACAGCAGCAGCAUCAAGUAAAUCACUUGGGCAAGAUGCAAGGAAGGAGUUCAAAACAAAGGAGCAAGCCCUACGAGAAGCUGUCCACCUCCAUGUCAUCAUCCGCUUCCUACACCUCCUCGAGCAGCUCAUCGUCGGCGAGUUUCGGCGGCGAAGUCCUGAAAAAGCGGCGACUGGCGGCCAAUGCCCGUGAAAGGAGACGGAUGAACAGCCUGAACGACGCCUUCGACAAGUUGAGGGAUGUGGUUCCGUCGCUUGGUCACGACCGGCGACUCUCCAAGUACGAAACCCUGCAAAUGGCGCAGGCUUACAUCGGAGAUCUGGUCACGUUGCUCUCCAGAGACUACUAG
Molecule: messenger RNA, 648 nt
Organism: Drosophila elegans
Lineage: Eukaryota; Metazoa; Arthropoda; Insecta; Diptera; Drosophilidae
Gene: amos
Product: basic helix-loop-helix transcription factor amos
Exons: 1
Coding region: 70-648 (192 amino acids)
Molecular function (GO): protein dimerization activity
Source: RefSeq, a predicted model, not a curated record